AUGGAGUGUGAUAUUUUAGACUCAUUGGAGCAACUCGGCUAUGACGGUCCCCUGACGGAGGAGGCGGCGUUGCUUCAAGCCGCGAAGAGUGGCCUGUCGUCUGCUGAGUAUGUGGACCUGUGCCGAUGGUUGGUGUCCCGUUUGAAGCCACUAUGUAACUUGGAGGAGAGCAUCACUUCUGGUCCAGAGGACUUGGACAGCCUGGAGGUGGACAUGAGGGGCUUGCUGAAGGAGCUUUGCUGCCCGUAUGAAUUGUCAGCCAUACUAAAGGGAAACUCUAAAGACCAUCUCAAGGUUGUCCUGUUUUUAAGCUCCGAGCUUCAGGCGGCGCAGAUUGCCGUCAGCAGACGAGGCGGCGUUCAGGGAAAAAGCGCGGGCUCGGCAUCGCUGGAGCUACGGGAAAUCUGCAGCACCUUGAACAUUUCACUGUGCAAGGGCCAGGAUGGUUUGGAUGUCCUGUCUAGCAUUCAAAACAAGGUGGAUACACUUGUUGGCAAGUGCCCAAAUGGCAUCGUGGGAAAACCCGCGUUGAAGAAAGGCCUCAGCAAAGAACACUGGGAGAAGCUCCACAGCAUGAACGCAGUCAUGUCGACAGAGUACGAAUGUCGGCGCAGGAUGCUCAUCAAGCGCCUGGACGUCACCAUUCAGUCGUUCGGGUGGUCAGACAGGGCCAAGGCCAAGGUUGACAGCAUGGCCCAAGCGUACCAGCCCAAGAGACACGCACUGAGGGCCGAAGUUUCAGUGGACACCGCCGCCCUGCUGGCCGCCAGAGAGGACAUAUGCAACGUGGUCAAGACCAGCAGCGGCGCCAGCAGGCAGAACACCACCUGUGCCAUCAACAAGAUCCAAAUGGGAAGAGUUCCGGACCGAGGUGGACGCCCCUCAGAGAUAGAACCCCCGCUGCCUGAGAUGCCCACUUGGCAGGCAAGGCAAGACAGAGGUGGAUGGGGUGGAGGAGGAAGAGGUUGGGUUGGAGGAGGUGGUAGUGGAUGGGGAGGAGGAGGAGGUAGGCACGGUGGACAUGGCGGCAAGCGAAGACGGUACCAGUAUUGAUUUAAUGUGCUGUUAUUCUUUUUAAUGACUCAUCAAAACAUUUAAAUAAAUUGAACAGGACCCCAGUCUGUCGUGGAUUAUGAACUUGCUGACACUUUUGUAACAGUAGACAUCAACCUCAGUAACCUCACAACGUAGUCUCUCAUGGAAUAGUAUCAUUAUUUGACACCAUGUCAUUUUUGCAUCAUAGAUUUUAUACAGUUUGUACAGUAAACACACAACACUCACAUUGUGUACAUUAUCAACAAAUACAUGGACAGACAGAUACCAAAAUAAAUGUGUUUUCCACUAA
Molecule: messenger RNA, 1345 nt
Organism: Syngnathus acus (greater pipefish)
Lineage: Eukaryota; Metazoa; Chordata; Actinopteri; Syngnathiformes; Syngnathidae
Gene: tslig3b
Product: family with sequence similarity 98 member B
Exons: 8
Coding region: 1-1053 (350 amino acids)
Cellular component (GO): tRNA-splicing ligase complex
Source: RefSeq, a predicted model, not a curated record